AAUGUGCACAAGUUUGUGCGAGCACAAGGCUGGUCUGGAAAUUUACGGUGCUCGUAAUGAUUUGACGAGUACUUUCCUCAACUGUCUAGUAGUUGUUUUCUGUUGUUCGGGGUGCGGACCCGGAGCAAGCUAUCGACGACGAUGCAUCGGAAGAGACUGUCACCUAUAAGUCAUUGGUCGAUACCGUACAAGGGGUUCUGAAUCCUCUGAUAGCGAAAGCGUACCCGGUCGUUUCUGAUGUCGUCACGAGUCCGGAGUUGUCUUCAAUGUGUUCGAGUCGCCUUUUAACCCUGCUGAUCGGUGCGCGGAACAAUCAAGUCUGGGCGUUCAGGAUAAUGGCUGCAAACGGAUACGUCACCCCCAACGUAUUCGAGGGGUCUCUGGGCGCAAUGGGCGGUUACUCCCAGUGCGUGAAGACGCGAAAUCUCGAUGGAAACUUACGAGGCUCGUACUGUACGACUUAUCUCACGCUGCCUCGUCACCUAAUCGCCGAAUUGGAGGGAGAUUUCCAGAAGUACGGCUACAUGUUGGGACGUCGUCGGCUAGAUGCUUUGGACAAAGCCCCGGUCUGGGGCUAUACGGGACUGCGUAUGGGACUCUGUUUCCUAGACGGUUGCACUGAGGACGAGCUCACAUACGUUCUCCGGAGCCUCCUCGGAGAUUUUGGUUUGAACGCCACAGUCGUAAGCUGUGAGACGGGCGAAGCGCGACCUUGGCUCUGGAGACAUACUCUGAUAACAGUUUUCGGAGUGGUAUCUUCCCUGCUGGUGUUCACGGGCACGGCGGCUGAUUACAAACGCUUGAAAAAACCUGCCGAACUCCCUGUGACGAAGGCCACAGAUGCACCCGAAAAGAGAAUCCUGCCGUCACCUGCUCCUCGUCCGAGCCGGAUAACCGAAUUCCUGUUGUGUUUUUCCCUAAUUAAGAAUAGCAGAACGCUUUUUGACAUACGUAUCCGCGACAAGUCUCUGACGUUCCUCUUCGGAAUGAGAGUCUUACUAAGCCUUUGGGUUGUAUACGCACACGGCUUCCUACUGAGCAAGUAUGAUAACGUGGAUCCCGGCUUCUCGUUAUACGAGAUUCAGACUCGACUAUCCCACAAUCUCGGGCUCGGAAGUUCAUAUUUGAGCGUAUCGUCGUUCUUCUUCAUAACGGGUUUUUUGAUCGGGUAUUCGAUCCUCCGCAAAGCUACGAGAAUUCAAAAGAAGAAUCUUCCGUUUUACUGCUUGCGGCAAUAUGUUCGACGAUAUCUGAGACUCACGGUGCCACUGGCUGUAGUAUUGAUGUGCUUCCUAAUGUCCGAUCUCGUCACCUACGGAGCUGCGGACAAUAAAGCCGAUUUCUACAAAAGAGAAUUCGACUCGUGUGUUUCGCAUUGGCCGAGCAUACUCCUACAUUACAUGAACUUCCUGCCUUGGAAAAAUCACUGCCUAGAGGAAACAUGGUACGUCGCCACCGAGAUGCAGAUUUACGUCUUCGCACUGCCGUUGACAUUGGUGCUCCUCAAAUCCAGGAGAGCUUUUUUGUCGAUAACCCUAUUGGUCGUCCUGUCAUCGACCGCGUACACAAUGUACGCUACAUGGAUCGAUGAUCUUCAUCCCGCCUUGUCUUUUGGUUUCCCAAGUCUCAAUAAAAUACUGCGAACUGCCGAAAUUAUUUACCACAAGCCGUGGAGCCACGCUCCAACCUACGUAAUGGGCAUCCUAUGCGCUUACUGCGUUGUCCAUCACGGCAAACUGCGCCUGAGUUUGGUCUCUCAAGCGAUCUUAUGGUGGUUCUCGAUAAUGCUGACGAUUUCACUCAUUCUAAUCAACACCGUGUGGAACGGUGCCGAGGACGACAGCAGCAUCGCACAUCGACGAGCUCUCUACGCGUUCUACGGCUCCUCGUAUCGGACGCUAUGGGCGAUUGCGAAGUUCUGGAUGGUUUAUGCUUUGGCUACCGGUCGAGGAGGCAUUCUGUUCCGCUUCUACAGUUGGCAAGGAUUCCACGUACUGAGCAAACUGUCAUACGGGAUUUUCCUCUGCCAUUAUCCGAUCCUCCUGAUAAGGAUCGGAAGAGUGAGCACACCCUACCAAUUGGAUCUCUUCAUCCUGAUACGCGACGGUCUGGGUCGUUGGGUGCUGGCGAUCGCCGCUGCUACGAUUCUCCAUCUCUUCUACGAAUUGCCGGCGGUGAAUCUGGAGAGAUUCUUCGGGAGACGGAAUUCCGGUGCCAGGCCCGUGAACGGACACAGCCACAAGAAAAUGGAAUCAUCAUCCGCGCCAGAAAAACCUCUACAGGUCAUGGUCGUUAAGACCCCAGACGAAUCGAAAUUGUGA
Galendromus occidentalis (western predatory mite) is the source of this 2321-nucleotide messenger RNA. RefSeq names its product O-acyltransferase like protein. The record is from RefSeq and is a predicted model, not a curated record. The transcript is spliced from 16 exons. Gene Ontology annotation, molecular function: acyltransferase activity, transferring groups other than amino-acyl groups. The coding region runs from base 267 to 2321 and encodes 684 amino acids. Lineage: Eukaryota; Metazoa; Arthropoda; Arachnida; Mesostigmata; Phytoseiidae.